AAAGGAACAAGCAAUACACAGUAAUUACAUGAAAUAGCAUUACGUUUUACAUCUUAACGCACUCUUACCUAGUAUUAAUAGCUAGCUAGCUAGGCAACCAUGCACUGCCCAUUAUGAGUUAGACACCACUUACUUGAUAGCCAUAGACCAAGCAUAGUUGCUUGAUUGGCACUGCCGCCCUGGUGACUGCAAGCUGUGAAGCGUACUCUGAUAUAACCGACGGACGAUGCUGUCUGACUUGGGAUGGUAAGAAUGCUUGCUCUUGGCCGGAUGAUAUGGAGUGAUGGUACCGGUAUGCGCAGGAGCCUGUAAGGGUGAAAGGGCAGUCGAGGGCAGAUGAAUCAUCCUACUUUUUUCAGCUCAGAGCUGCCGAGGAGCCCAAGCUUGCUAUGGCUUGACUGCUGAAUUCAACCAAGCUACACAGAAAUGCAACGAACCCAUCAGUGCUUAUUACAACAGAUUCCGUGGGACAAGAGCCUGCUACAGUGCGAUGUUGGUCCCAGGUCCUUGCCCUGGAAUUUGGUUGUGGAAGUUGCACGGGUGAACAUGCUUGCGCGAAAUUCGUUGGCCAAGUUGGUUCAUUGGCCAAGUUGGUACCCACAGCUGCGUAGAAGAUGAUUCAUGCUCAGGUUUCAGUGUUCAAAUGGUGUUGUCAGCUCUAGCUAGCUAGACAAGUAGGCUACCGGUGCCAUCCCCACCCUCCGGGUUGUCCUCGCCUCGUCCUCGUCGUUGCGCAGCAUGUGUGCGUCCUGGUUCAGAACUUCACGCCAAUCUGGAUUGGCGUCAGCGCACCUCGGCUUUUUUAAAAGAAACAUUGUUUAAAAUUCAAAACGAGAGGGGCAGGCGAUUUUCGCGCCUUUCGGUGGCAGAUUGCCACUUUUUCGUGCUUUUUGUUCCGUGUGAGAGCUCGAAAGGUUUGUUUCUCUUCAUUUCACUGCAUUACUGUGUUGCUGUGGCUUGUCAUUAAUUUGUAUUUUGGAUUGCUUCACCUCACUGUCCAAAGAAAGAUGGCGACUGUUGUUGACAAGGAGAACCAGGCCAAUGUGGCCGAUGUGGCUGCCGACAAGAAGAUGCCAGCGGGCAAGAAGCAGACGGCAAAGGAUGCCUCAGAGAACCUCUCACCCUACGACCGUCGUAUCCAAGAGAUGAAGGCUUCCCUAGACGCUGCUCGUGCAGCGCAUCGGCAAGCCAAAGGAAGUGACAAGGACCUCCCCAUGCUACAGCACACAUACGACAUCGACUCGCUCUGGAAGCGGUACAGUAUCGCGGAGCGCAUGGGCGACGACUGUGACACGGAAUUGGAGGAACUGGAAGAGAGCGAGGUCAAGAAAGGCCUCGGCAUGUUGACACAAAAAGAAGUGGAUGAGAGUAUCUUUGCCAUGAUUUUGCCUCGAUCUUGCUUUGAGCUGGAAGACACCCUGAGAGAUGACCUCUACUACGCAGAUCCGCGCAACGGUCCACGCGGCAGCGGCAUGAUCUCUCUCAACACUUACUCUAGCUUUUGCAUGUACCCAGUCAUCAAGAAUCACUUUGCAUUGGCGUCGAAGGAAGUGAACAAGGCGGAGAAGGCGGUCAAGGCAGCCUCCAAAGCUGGAGCCGCCAAGGAGGCUCUCGUCAAAACUGUGGCCGCUGUCAUGGCCUGCCACAGCGUCGAUCACUGGCGUCAUGAUACCGAGGAACCCGAAGAAGUAGUAAAGUAUGCCAAGAAAUGCGUCGAGGUUGUCAAGAAAUUACUCUGGUUCACCGACGCCGAGUUGGGAUGGACCGACCCCUACUCUCGCAAAGCUCUUUUGCACUAUCUCCGGAACUUGGCCAUUGACUGGAUGGACACUGCCGACUCGUUGGACUACGAAAAUUUCAAGAAAAUGAACUUCGAAACCGCCAAGAAUGGCAAAGGGCUGGGACGCCCAUUGACUAUGGCAGCAGGACUUGCCGACACCAAUCCAGCGCCCACGAAGAAGGCCAAGACGUUUGCGGCUGCCGCUCCCGCUGCUGCUUCUCAGUCCACUGGAACGGCUACUCUGACGACUUACUUUGAUGGUCUUCAAUCCAAACUCAAUGAUCGUGUCAAGACACUAUGUCAGCUGAAAAUCACAAAUCUCUCCAACACGAAGAAAGUGGAACAUGUCGUCUUGUCGGGAGCCUCGGAUAUGAAGAAGGUGCAUCAGCUAGUCGCGUACCUUGCUGGAGUCAACCCAAACUUUCAGUAUCACUCUCAAAAGGGAAGCUACACAAAGGGCUGCUACUUCGUGCUAGAGACUCCUGGAUACAAGCCUUGCUGGAUUGCUCCGCCCGAUGUGUGCAAAACUGCUGCGAAGGCAGGAACUGACGCUGUCCUUGACAAGUCCAUCAAGAUUGUGCAAGUCUUUCAAGCCCUCAACUGUGGCCGCAAUGACGCCUUUCUCUACGACUCAGAUCUGGCUCGCACGAUUGUCACUUCCAGUAGUGCCUUGACCUUUGUGACUGCAAGUGGGGAGCGAUAUGCGAUUCAGCCGACUGUCAUUGCUCCCACCAAAUGCAGCCGUAGCAAAGCCAUCGCAAUGCCGCGUAUUGUCACGUAUGAUGAGAACCAGCGCAAGAGUGCCUUUGGAUUGACGCUGACUCAAGCAAAAGCUGUGAUGCAAGGCGAUCGCCAAGAUAACCAGAACUUUAUCGUUUGUGUCACCACCACGGCGGCAGAGGUCAAGAAGUAUUGCUUCAACUUUUGGAAGAAGCCUAUCUGCGAAAUGGACGGUAGUGGUAUCUUUGCAUCGCGGUUUGGCUUGGGCAAGUCUGAAUGGGACGUGAAGCAUGUUCAGUCGGCUGGACCACCCGAUGGCUAUGCUGCCUCCAAGUGAGCAGCAGAACAGCAUCUUUGGGAUGAGAGAUGCUUCCGAUUACACCUCGGAGUCCAUUGAAAAUGAAGAAAAUAUAUACUGUACUGGUAGCUAUGUUUGCUGCUCAACGAAGGAGGCCUUUGAUCACAUGGGAUGUAUGUGCUUGUAACAAUUCCCCAACACCAUAAACGAUAGAAUUACGAUAUGACGCG
Molecule: messenger RNA, 3028 nt
Organism: Seminavis robusta
Lineage: Eukaryota; Bacillariophyta; Bacillariophyceae; Naviculales; Naviculaceae
Source: the annotation of a GenBank genome assembly